CCGCGCAUGCGUAGCCUGCACAGAACGUGGCCGCCGGUCGUUGAUUCAUUUGAGGGCUUCGUUCUUCUGGGCUCUGGUUUCUGCUCUUCUUCUUUGUAAAUUAUCGUCAACAUGGCUCCCCCUAUAAAACCCAGCACUGUGUAUAAGGUGGACCCGGGCAAGGAUGAGAAAACAGCAGAAGAGAUGAGAGAACUCGCCAAGAAAGCCGAGGCCUGCGAUCGUGGAGUUCGUGCAAUCUUACUGGGUCCCCCUGGGUCAGGGAAAGGAACCCAGGCUCCAAAGCUCGCAGAAAGGUACUGCGUUUGCCAUCUUGCUACAGGUGAUAUGCUAAGAGCUGUUGUAGCUUCAGGAUCUGCCCUUGGUAAGAAAGUGAAGUCUGUCAUGGAUGCUGGCCAGCUUGUCAGUGAUGACCUGGUUGUGGAGCUCAUUGAUGAUAAUUUGACCAAGCCCGAGUGUCAAAAUGGAUGGCUCUUGGAUGGCUUCCCACGCACUGUAGCCCAGGCUGAAAAGCUUGAUGGCCUUUUGGAAAAGCGCAAUGCCCAGCUUGAUGCGGUUGUUGAGUUCAACAUUGCUGACUCUCUUCUUGUCAAGAGGAUCACUGGAAGACUGUUGCACAAGUCAAGUGGGAGGACAUAUCACACAGAGUUCAACCCACCCAAGGAGCACAUGAAGGAUGAUAUAACUGGUGAACCAUUGGAACGUCGCUCAGAUGACAAUGAAGCUACGCUGACCAAGAGACUGCAGGCCUACCACAGCCAGACCACUCCCUUGAUCGACUACUACACCAAGCGUGGGAUACACCACAAAAUUGAUGCGUCCAAGCCACCUGACACCGUAUACUCCAGUGUCCUGAAGGCUUUCGAUGAUGCUGUUGCACGCCAAAGCAAGAGUUUGUAAUUGCGGAUGUGCGAGCUGAGCCCACUGAUGCUGACUGAUUGACAAGGAUUAAGAAAAAGUACCAACAGUAUUAUAAGAAUAACCUUUACAUGUGUUUAUAAUCCCCCCCUCCCUAUAAGAACUAUAAGUUAACACCAAGUGUUUGUUUUAAAUUAUAAAAACGAGCCAUGCUUAGCUCAGAGUAAAAUGCAAUAUCCAUGUGUUUAGUUUUCUUGGUUUUAAUGAAUUUCUAUGAAGUUGAAUGAUCUGAGAGUUGCACGGUAUGAUGUGAUGUGUCAUGUAUAUCCCAUGCUAGGAGUAGAACUACUUUGUCCAAGUUACUGAUUUCAUUUGAAAUCGAUACAGUACUAAUACCUAAAAUAACCUAAACCUGUAAUUAAUUAUUCAACCUUCCUGAAGAUACUAGAGCCUUUGAAUGUGGCGGUGGUUUCAUAUUAAUAGAAUCCAUAUUUAGUAUUUUCUAUGUUUCUAUCCUAUUCUACCCCCUCUUGUAAUCUGUAUAAGGUAGUUUGUUUACACAGAUUAUCUGAAUAUGAAAUAAAUCCUAUUGUAAUUUCA
This is a messenger RNA of Nematostella vectensis (starlet sea anemone), 1455 nucleotides long. RefSeq names its product adenylate kinase 2, mitochondrial. The record is from RefSeq and is a predicted model, not a curated record. Gene Ontology annotation, molecular function: AMP kinase activity; ATP binding. Bases 112 to 897 code for a protein of 261 amino acids. NCBI's taxonomy places the organism in Eukaryota, Metazoa, Cnidaria, Anthozoa, Actiniaria, Edwardsiidae. Gene Ontology annotation, biological process: ADP biosynthetic process. Gene Ontology annotation, cellular component: mitochondrion; cytoplasm. The transcript is spliced from 7 exons.